This is a messenger RNA of Setaria italica (foxtail millet), 1470 nucleotides long. RefSeq names its product probable helicase MAGATAMA 3. The record is from RefSeq and is a predicted model, not a curated record. Gene Ontology annotation, molecular function: helicase activity. The coding region runs from base 1 to 1470 and encodes 489 amino acids. The transcript is spliced from 7 exons. NCBI's taxonomy places the organism in Eukaryota, Viridiplantae, Streptophyta, Magnoliopsida, Poales, Poaceae.
AUGUGUGUUGAUGGUGAUCUCAAAGAGAUAUAUUUACAUGACCGUGUAAGGAAGCUUCUUGGCUGCUUUGCACCAUUGACUGGAUGGAGACAUUGCUUAUCUUCACUUUCUGAUCUUUUUGAGAAUGGCUACUCCCAGUACCUUCAAUAUCUACAAGACCAAGAGGAAGACUUCAACAGCAUAUUUCAGCGGAGGUGUACUGGGGAUGAAAUUAAGGAAGUUUUCUUGUACAGAAAUGGCGAAUCUGAUUCCAGAGACUAUAGUAUGAUGAAACAUUGGAAGACAAUAGUUACUCUUGGCAAACGUAUCAUUCGCGAUUUCUGUAUUGAAAGUGCUUCCAUAAUUUUCUGUACUGCAUCUAGCUCGUCAAAAGUAACUAACAAAAAGGUAGAGUUGCUUGUCAUUGAUGAGUCUGCGCAAUUGAAAGAAUGCGAAACACUGGUACCUCUGCGUUUGCGGACCUUCAAGCAUGCUGUUCUAAUUGGUGAUGAGUGCCAAUUGCCAGCAACAAUCAAAAGCAAGGUUUGCACAGAUGCAUUAUUUGGAAGAAGCCUUUUUGAAAGAUUGAGUUCUCUUGGGCACGAAAAGCAUCUGCUCAAUAUGCAAUACAGAAUGCAUCCAUCCAUCAGUAUUUUCCCAAACCUCAGCUUUUAUGACGGGAAAAUCUCGGAUGCUCCUAGUGUCACGGAAAGAGAACAUGAAAAGAAGUAUCUUCCAGGUUCUAUGUUUGGUCCUUACUCUUUUGUAAAUAUUGAAGGAGGGAGGGAGGAAUCCGAUGAACUUUGUCAUAGCAGAAAAAACUUGAUUGAAGUGGUUGUUAUUGAGGAAAUACUGCGCAAUCUCCGGAAAGCUUGCUCUAAAGCUAAAAGGAAAGUUUCGGUUGGUGUCAUAUGCCCAUACACUGCUCAAGUUCUGGCAAUUCAAGAAAAACUAGGGAAAAUGAAGUUCGACCCUGUACAAGUAAAAAUUAAUUCUGUUGAUGGGUUUCAAGGUGGUGAGGAAGACAUAAUCAUUUUAUCUACUGUGAGGUCUAACUCAGAUGGGUUGGUAGGUUUUCUUUCAAACAGACAGCGCACAAAUGUGUCUUUAACACGAGCAAGAUAUUGCCUUUGGAUUCUUGGAAAUGCAACAACCUUAUUAAGCAGUGGUUCUAUCUGGGCUGAUCUAGUUUGCAAUGCGAAGGAUCGGCAGUGCUUCUUUGAUGCAAGUAGCAACAAGGCUCUCGCGCGCGUGAUUGCUAAACAAAAGAGUGAUCUCAAUAGAGUUGAAGUUAAAAACAACACACCUCUCGUUCAGGUACAAUCUCAAAGUGGUCCGAAUGAACAAGGCUCUUAUUCGAUGAGUGUUUCAUUUGAUGCUGGGAACCCACCGAGCAAUAUUGCUACCGUUGCUGACUUGCAGUGCCCGGGAGAUCAAAAGGAGGAUGCAGAUGAUAUCACUGCCUGCUUACUCGACCUCAAACUCAGCUAG